AUGGCAGCAAUUGAGCUACCCCAUCAUGCUGGAACCACACGCCAGGACAUUGUUGCGUUUACACAUCAAGUCAUCGAAACAGCACGCGGGGUACCCGAUCAACAGGUAUGGGCGUUCUACGACGAGGUCAACACCUGCGAGUACCUCGGUCUCUUGACUGACAUUCUCGUGCGCCGCAAGUUGUACACGGAUCCGCUGCCUGAGAAUUUGAUCGUCAUGGGGGCAUGUAACCCGUAUGAGCGUCGCGCACCACCAGUGCGUCGUGCAGGGCUGGCCGUGGAGAGCAAGCGACAGGGUCGAGUCGUUCAGACCUUUGACGAGCGUUCGCAGUUGCGUUACCGCGUGCACCCGCUCCCCGAAGCCAUGCUGACCUAUGUCUGGGAUUUUGGUGCCUUGGCUGAGGCAGAUGAGGCCAAUUACAUCGAACGGAUGCUUAUGCAACACGUGCAACUGCGCGACCCCGGCCAACUUGCCGCCUUGGCCCAUGGCCUGUCUCGCCUUCAUACAUUUUUGCGCCAGGAUGGCCGCAGCGAAGAAUUUGUCGUCAGCUUGCGAGAUGUUCGUCGGUUUUUGGUGUUUUACAAGUUUUUCCAAGACUAUAUCGCACGCCGCGAUAGCCUGGACCCUCCCUCUUCUCACGCUGAUAGUCGCUGGAAUCCGUUUUCACAAAAUUUUGGUGCAUCAAAUCGCCUGCACGCAUUGCAUGGUCAGAGAGAGGCCCACAGCGUGGUGCUGUCUAUUCAGCUUGCGUACAUUGUGCGCAUGCCCGUCACUGAAGAACGUCGGAUGGCCCGCGAAACGUUACUUCGCUGCGUUCAAGGAUCUCUGCUCCCCAGCAACUUUGGCAUCAAGUCCUGGCGUCAAGUUGUCAAUGCCGAGGAACGCAACCUUUAUGGCCGCAUGGAUACAUCAGCGUAUCCCAACUUGGCCAUGAAUCGGGCACUGCUCCAGAACGUGUUCUCGCUAACAGUGUGCGUCCUCACUCGCACGCCGAUCAUCCUGAUUGGGGCGCCGGGCAACUCGAAAACCGUGGCAACCACCAUUGUGAACUGUAGUCUUC
Monosiga brevicollis MX1 is the source of this 1060-nucleotide messenger RNA. RefSeq lists its product as uncharacterized. Gene Ontology annotation, molecular function: ubiquitin-protein transferase activity; ATP hydrolysis activity. The annotation marks the transcript as partial. The record is from RefSeq and is a predicted model, not a curated record. Lineage: Eukaryota; Choanoflagellata; Craspedida; Salpingoecidae. The transcript has 2 exons.